AUGUCGUACACGGGCACGACAGCGCUGUUCGCUCCCGGACCCAACCCACGAGCGCCCGCACGUCCCUGGCGAUCCGACGACUUCUUCGCCGUCGACGAUCGCGUUCGCGGAGGUACCAGUCACUCGCACACCGCCAUCGUCCAAUACCCUCCCAACAACCGCGGCGAGCUCGUCUUCUCCGGCUUCCUCGAUACGCUCACCCUCGGUGGUGCCGGCUUCGCUUCGCAAUCCUCCACCACUCCCUUCCCCGUCAAGCUCAGCAAGGACGACUUCAUUGGUCUUCGACUCGUCGUUCGCAAGCAGGCCAAUUGGGAGGAGCCAUCGCCCCCUUCUGAUGGAAGCAAUCCGGGAGGUGGCAAAGGACCGGUGACGUCCUUCGUGUUUGAGAUCAAGACCGAGGAGCCAAAGAGGAGGCCGGAUGGUAGGAGGGAGAGCGUGGUUGUGUGGGAGUGGAGCUUCACCCUCCCCCAAGGCGACGACGAUGUUCAGGACGGCAGACUCAACAUGGCGCUCACCAACGACGACUUUUGGGUGUUCGACUCGACCUGGUCCGACUUCAAGCCGUUCUAUCGUGGCAGACCCGUCGAUCCAGACACCGCCGGCGAAUUCAACCCCGCAAACACGUACGAAUGGAGCCUCAUGGCGCGGAGCAACUUCCAAGCUCAAUCCGGACCCUUUGCCGUUCAGCUGCACAGUCUCAACGCUCUUCCCACCGAAGACCAGUUCUCAGCCACCGACCCGAAUGCCGUCGCCUCAGCCUUGCCAGUCGAGCAAACCGAACCACACCCCGAGUCAUGGCUCGACGAAAAAUCGCACCAUUCCUUUCGAGCCACUUCCUUUCGCGUCCCCUCCCCCUCCGGAACCACAUCUGUGACCGAACGCUCUUCCGGAGAGUACUACGGCUUUGCGCUGUUUAUCUUCGCCACCUUGCUGUGGGUCGGAUGGAUAGCGUGGGCACUGACGCCGGAUCACGUGCUGCAGAGUGUAGGCAUCGGAUGGUAUCCGAAUCGCGAGUGGGCGUUUUUGUUGCCGGCCUGGUCCUUGUUCGCCGUAUUGGCCGUGUAUGCCGGGUUUAUUGGAUUGAACGCGAGGAACACGCCGGAGUUGGGUGAGGUCGUGAACGUUACCGAUACGGCGCAGAACGUUCUGCCCAUCUCGAUGGAGGACGAGAUGCAUCUGUUCGAUGAUCAGGAUAGGCUGGAGAAGAGUCUGCAUGAUAUCUACGAUCUGCCUCCCACCUAUGUCUCCCGUCAGAUGCAUUUGUGA
Molecule: messenger RNA, 1266 nt
Organism: Pseudozyma hubeiensis SY62
Lineage: Eukaryota; Fungi; Basidiomycota; Ustilaginomycetes; Ustilaginales; Ustilaginaceae
Exons: 1
Coding region: 1-1266 (421 amino acids)
Source: RefSeq, a predicted model, not a curated record